Chondrus crispus (carragheen) is the source of this 1656-nucleotide messenger RNA. RefSeq lists its product as hypothetical. Gene Ontology annotation, cellular component: spliceosomal complex. Gene Ontology annotation, molecular function: pre-mRNA 3'-splice site binding. Gene Ontology annotation, biological process: mRNA splicing, via spliceosome. Lineage: Eukaryota; Rhodophyta; Florideophyceae; Gigartinales; Gigartinaceae. The transcript has a single exon. Bases 1 to 1656 code for a protein of 551 amino acids. The record is from RefSeq and is a predicted model, not a curated record.
AUGGCAUCCUCAAGUGGCGCUUUCAAAUCGAGGGAGGCGUGGAAAGCAGCCAAGGAGCUUGAGGAGGCUCGCAAAGCUGGGACCGCCCCACCCGCCAUCGACGACGAUGGGAAAAUCAUCAACCCUCACAUACCGGAGUACAUAGCUCAGGCUCCGUGGUAUAUAGACCAAGAAACACCCUCACUGAAGCACCAGCGAAAUCAGAAAGCGCUCAAGAGAAAUUUUGACCCCCUUGGCAAAUGGCUCCCACGUGGGGAGACUGUAGGGCCCGCCGCGACAAAAUACAGGAAGGGUGCAUGUGAAAAUUGUGGUGCGAUGACACACAAGAAGAAAAAUUGUCUCGAAAGGCCGCGACGGAGAGGUGCAAAGCUUACUGGGCGCAACAUUCGCCCGGACGAGGCCAUUGCCUCAGUUAACCUUGAUUUUGCAGGAAAGAGGGAUCGAUGGAAUGGAUAUGAUGAAAGUACUGAGUACGAUAAGGUCUUAGAGAGGUAUGAAAAGAUCGAAGCUGAGAGGCGGGCUCUGAAGGUGCAGAAGCUGGAUGCGGAAUUGCGCAAUCGCUCAAAAAAGCAAAGACCUGGGAAAGGAAAUUCAGAUGAACUCUCUGAUGGGGACGAUUCAGACGACUCUGAUUCAGAUAUGGAAAAAGAUGGUGCUGUGGAGCAGGAUGCUGGUCAGGGCUCGAAAAUGGUUGUACGCAACUUGCGAAUCCGCGAAGACACCGCGAAGUACCUGAUCAACUUGAAUACAGACUCGGCCUACUACGACCCCAAGUCAAGGGCGAUGCGGGCAGAUCCUAACCCGGAUAUUAACUCCGAUGACAAGGACUACGCAGGUGACAAUUUUGUGCGAUACUCUGGGGAUGUAACAAAACUUGCUCAAAUGGAGUCGCACACGCUGAAGGCAGCAGAAGCAGGGAGAAAUCUGCCGCACCUUCAAGCGGAGCCCUCUAGAGCAGAAGCUCUUUUCAAAGACUUUGAGGCCAAGAAGAAGGGGCUCGACAAACGGCGUCAAGAUGAAAUUCGGGAGAAAUACGGCGGCCAGGAGUACGCGAAGCUAGAUCCCGGAAUUGAGGGCGUCCAACAAACUGAAGCUUAUGUUGAGUUCAGCAGCGAUGGAAGGGCUCUGAAAGGAGCCAGGGAGAUAAUACCAGUGAGCAAGUAUCCAGAGGACAUUCUUGAAAAGAAUCAUAAUGCAAUAUGGGGCAGUUUCUACAAAGAUGGAAACUGGGGCUACGGCUGCUGUCACUCCACGCAAAGGAACUGCUAUUGCACCGGUGACGCUGGAAAGCAGGCUGCAUUGGCCACUGAAGCAGACAUGGCGAAGAGAACAGAAGCAGCGAUAGCAAAAAGGAACCCAGAGCCGCUUACGAAGCAAUGGGAAAAGCUCGAGAGGGAAAGGCAAGAGAAUGCAUUACCAGAGGAAGAAGCCUUAGAGAAGGAAAAGGAGCACCAAAAUGAAGUUGCGAAGCAAAUCCGCAAACAAGCGCAUGAGGAGCGCAUGAUGGCAGAGCUUGACACGGCGAGGGGGAAGCACUCAAGAAUAGGAGCAGAUGACCCAGGGGGAAUGUCCAAAGCAGCGAAGGAAGCAUAUCAGUUGCGAAAACAGAUGAGAGAUGACCCCAUGGCUUCGUACAUACCGGAGAAAGGAACUUGA